AAGUGGACUGUACCAGCCCUCAUACACAUAGACAGACCCUGGCUGGGUCACCUCGGACUGGGAAAGGAGAUGAUGUGGGCCUGUUUUCUGGGGUACCCGGCUGGCGUCCCGCCCUGCGUUCCUGCGUAAACAGGCGGUUCCCUCGGCAACGCCUGGAACCCAUGUCAAGGUUCCACCAGUCCCGGGUGGUGACCGCCCCGUUUCGGCCGAGCCCCACCCACUCCUCGCGGCGGCCGCUGGGGUCGGCUCAACCCUUCACCCUGCUGCGGGAUGAGCAGAGCGGCGGCCUGCGGGGAGCCCCAUGGAGGAGCAGGCGCGGCCCCCCGGCAGGCCGCCCGCGAGCGUGGCCUUACCAGGCAGCGCGCAUCCGGGCGGGGCGGCUUCCACGGCCACCGCGGCCGCGCUGUCGUUCAGCGCCGUAGCCACGGUAACGCUGGGAAACCAGAGCGAGGCGGGCCGCCCGGAGGAGGCGGCGGGGCCUCGGGGACCCGCGCCGCUGCUGUGGCACGGGGCGGCGGUGGCCGCCCAGGCGCUGGUGCUCCUGCUCAUCUUCCUGCUGUCUAGCCUGGGCAACUGCGCGGUGAUGGGGGUGAUCGUGAAGCACCGGCAGCUGCGCACGGUCACCAACGCUUUCAUCCUGUCGUUGUCCCUGUCCGACCUGCUCACCGCGCUGCUCUGUCUACCCGCCGCUUUCCUAGACCUGUUCGCGCCUCCGGGAGACUCGGGGCCCUGGCGCAGCUUCUGCGCCGCCAGCCGCUUCUUCAGUUCGUGCUUUGGCAUCGUGUCCACGUUCAGCGUGGCGCUCAUCUCGCUGGACCGCUACUGCGCCAUCGUGCGGCCGCCGCGCGACAAACUGGGCCGGCGGCGCGCGCUGCAGCUGCUGGCCGGUGCGUGGCUGGCUGCCCUCGGCUUCUCCCUGCCCUGGGAGCUGCUUCGGGCGCCCCGGGAGCCCCCGGCUCCGCAGAGCUUCCACCGCUGCCUUUACCGGACCUCUCCAGACCCCGCGCAGCUGGGCGCCGCCUACAGCGUGGGCUUGGUGGUGGCCUGCUACCUGCUGCCCUUCCUGCUGAUGUGCUUCUGCCGCUACCACAUCUGCAAGACCGUGCGCCUGUCGGACGUGCGCGUGCGGCCGGUGACCACCUACGCGCGCGUGCUGCGCUUCUUCAGCGACAUGCGCACGGCCACCACCGUGCUCAUCAUGAUUAUCUUCGUCAUCUGCUGCUGGGGCCCCUACUGCUUCCUGGUGCUUCUGGCUGCGACUCGGCAGGGUCAGGCCACUCAGGCCCCCUCGCUGCUCAAUGUGGUGGCUGUCUGGCUGACGUGGGCCAAUGGGGCUAUCAACCCUGUCAUCUACGCCAUCCGCAACCCCAACAUUUCUAUGCUCCUAGGGCGCAACCGUGAGGAGGGGUACAGGACUAGGAACAUGGAUGCUUUUUUUCCCAGCCAUGGCCUGGGUUUGCAGGCCAGAAGCCGCAAUCAUCUACAAAAUGGCUGUGCCAGCAGGCUGGGGGCUUGUAGCAGGAUGCCUUCCUCCAACCCGGCUAGUGGGGCAGGAGGGGAAGUGGUCAUGUGGGCUCGCAAAAACCCAGUUCUGUUCUUCUUUCGAGAGGGACCACCAGAUUCGGUUACGGCAGUGGGCAAACAGCACAAAUCUGAAACCGGGGAUAGUAGCCUCUAAGAAGGGAUGCGGUGGACAGUUUAUAAUCUCCACCUCUCUCAUUUAACGAUGCGGGAAUCUAGGGAGAAUUGUGGAUUUCAUAAAGCUAAGCAUUUAAAACUAAAAAGGCAGAAAUGGGCGGGUUACCACUUCAUUCUCAAACAUAAAACACGCAAGGGAACAUCCCCUUUCUUCAAAAGUGCCGGAAAAAAAUGUGAAAUGCAAAAAUUAAAACAAUCUUAAACCACACAAACAAGCAUUGUGAGGUGUAAGUGCUAACAAGCCACAAAAUAAAAUUCACAGUUACUGAAAAGCUCAUAUUACAAGAAUUACCACACUGUGAAACAAACAAAAAUCAUUGAACGGAACUUAACGGAUUUAUUCAAAUACUGUUGUUUUUUUUU
Messenger RNA from Onychomys torridus (southern grasshopper mouse), 2061 nucleotides. It is a transcript of the gene Gpr135, whose product is annotated as G protein-coupled receptor 135. Gene Ontology annotation, cellular component: membrane. Gene Ontology annotation, biological process: G protein-coupled receptor signaling pathway. NCBI's taxonomy places the organism in Eukaryota, Metazoa, Chordata, Mammalia, Rodentia, Cricetidae. Bases 302 to 1678 code for a protein of 458 amino acids. The record is from RefSeq and is a predicted model, not a curated record. Gene Ontology annotation, molecular function: G protein-coupled receptor activity. The transcript has a single exon.